CUCUACAGAGCUUCAUCAACUGGAUUUCCUGCUUGGAGAUCUUCACCUCAGCUCAGAAGCUACCUCUCUCCUUCAUUUUCACCAUUUUUUCAUUCCAAAUCCCUACCUUUAUAAGUUCUCCUUUCACUUCAGUAUUUCACUUCUCUCUCUCUCUCUCUCAAGGUUAUCUCCAUUCUUCCUUCUAUAUAAUCCUCUGUUUUUCUUCUCUCUCGAGCUACUUUCUGUUUCUGGCUUCCUAUGAUUUUUAUAGAUUCUGUUGACCACAGAUGAGUAAAGCUGCCAAAGUCGCCAAGUUUCCAAGGAAAUUCUGAAGUUUCUGAAGGUGAAUUAAUCUCUUACACUAACAGUCGUUUUAUCUUAAAUGCUAAUUACUGAAAACUGGAACACUCUUCUUAAAAAUAAGCGUUUCAGUCUUUCAAACCUUUCAGCAUUUCCGUUUCUCUUGAUUGCUUGCUUCCUCAUCACCCCUCUAGAUCUCCAUAGAUCGAUCCAGAACAAUAUCACUAUUCUAAGGUAAACUUUCUUCCAGUUUCCUUUCUUCUCUAAGUUUGUAAUUCCUCGAAGACAUGGCUUCGUUGCGUUCUGGCCCAAUCAGCGAGUCGAUACGGAGGAAACCUUUUCUUAUCGACAAGAGACCUCCGAUGCUGAAAGAUUUUCUCAGAGACGAUCUGAAUUCAUGCUCGUCGAAUGGCUUUCAAUCCUAUCCUCGACGUUCAUGCUGUACUACAGUUCGAAAUCUUCUCGACAUAGAUUUCAAAUCCAGGGAAUCCAGUCAAAGGCGAAGAUUAGUCAGAAGUCGGUCGAAGGCUGCUUCGACGACAAUUUCUGCAUUACAUAAGGCAUCAGAGGCCGUGCUUGCCGCCGUAAAGUACUUCCCAUUCUCCCCUAUUAAUAAGUCUCCGUCAACGCAGCCGCAAAACCGGCCUAAGGUGGGGAUCCUACCGAGAAGCAUCUCCCGGAGAUUGAGACGGAGUUUCUGGAGAAAGACCGACAAAGAAGAACACGAGAUCAUUGUCACUGUUAGGGUUAAAGACAUUCUACGGUGGAAAUCAUUUCGAGAUUUAAUCGAAGACAGCGAGAAACCCUCGGAUUUCUCUCCCACUCCUCUAAACGAGAAGGCGAAACCGUUGUGUUUAUCUUCUUCUCCUCUCCCCAGAACUACCACCACUACCACCACCACCACCACCUCAUCCAGCAUAACCAGUAGUAGUAACAGUUGGGCUGAUAGCGAUUUCACGUCGGAUUAUUUACAGUCAUCCAGCGUUAGUUCUGAGUGUUUGGGUGAAACAGACGGUGAAGAUAGUAAAAGAUGCUUAUCGUCGGAGAAGCAGACUUUCAACAACAAAGCCGGUGAGGGUUCCAUGGAGACAACAACUACCUACUCUGUAGAUGCUAAGAGUGCGUGCCAGUACGAGGAGAAAGAGCAGUUCAGCCCUGUUUCAGUGCUUGAUUUCCCAUUCGAAGAAGAAGAUGAAGAUACUGAGACCCAUUCGUCCUCUAACCAGAGUCUUUCAAACAUGGACUGGGCAAAACAGAAGCUUAUGCAGAAGAUUCGACGGUUCGAGAUCUUUGCUCAACUGGAACCAGUCGAGCUAGAGCAACGAAUUGCCUUGGCGGAGCUCGAUGACUCGGUGGAGUGCGCCAGCGACUCUUUCUCAAUCUCUGUUCACGAUGACACGGCAUACCAAAGAAUUGAGGAAGACGAAGAAGCAAUUGAGGCAGAGGAAAGAGCAAUGCGAUUGUUCAAUAAGCAUAUCAAAGCAUCGAGCCAAUUACAGAACCGAAAAGCAAGUAUGGAACAUGUUCUGMUAGACUUCUUUAGAAAUGGAAUCAUGGGUAGAACUCAAGCAGAAGAAGGAGAUGAAUUUGAAUGCGAGUUGUUGAAGGUGGCAAGAGAUUGGGUGGAUGGGAAGAAACAAUAUGAAUUGGGACGGGGGUUUGGGGAUGACAGGUCGGUGUGUGUCAGAGAAAUGGAGAGUGGAGGACAGUGGAAGAAGCUUGAGGAGGAACAAAGGGAGCUUGCUGCGGAGAUGGAAAUUAAGGUUUGGGGAUCUUUGGUAGACGAGCUGUUGCUUGAUCUCUUGUCUUAAGAGAUCCAACCAGUCAACAAAACCAUUUUCUUUUCCUUAAUCAAAAGAAUCCUACCAUACAGGGAACAGACUAGGUAACAAAACCCGAAGCACCAACUCAGUGCUCAAGGGAACAAGCAGGGCUCUACAACCACUGUCAGUGGAUUGUGGCAAUGUUCUUCAGGUUUCUUCAUUUUUGGGAUGGGUAGGUGAAAAGUGGAAACGAUAUACUACUUUGAAAACCCAAAGCUAAAUAUAUAUAUUUUAUCUUUUAUUUAACUUCUUCAUCGUCUUGUUCUUUCUGCUUGACCCACUUUUCACACCAAGGAAAUGGGCUCACUGCCUUGGCACAGAUUAGAAAAGAGAAGAGAUGACUUGCGACAAAUUCCAAGAAAGCAAAGUAUUACAUCUAA
Nelumbo nucifera (sacred lotus) is the source of this 2482-nucleotide messenger RNA. RefSeq lists its product as uncharacterized. The record is from RefSeq and is a predicted model, not a curated record. NCBI's taxonomy places the organism in Eukaryota, Viridiplantae, Streptophyta, Magnoliopsida, Proteales, Nelumbonaceae.